Molecule: messenger RNA, 2088 nt
Organism: Zea mays
Lineage: Eukaryota; Viridiplantae; Streptophyta; Magnoliopsida; Poales; Poaceae
Molecular function (GO): RNA binding
Source: RefSeq, marked provisional
CACGCUUGAGUCUUGACGCUCACGGACACGGAGUCACGGACCGUGGCUCUCCGCCGGCCACCACCAGCCGCCGCCCCAUGUAGCAAAUUAGCAACCCGCCGAGCAAGAGCAACCGCCGGCGGCCCGGCGCCGACCCUGCCGUCCAGGACUCCAGGCCCGUCCUCCUGCCGCGGUGCUGCCUGCGUCCCUGCCCCCGCCACCGCCCACCGCCAGCAGUAGGCAUCAAGCCGAGCGAGGAGCGAGUAGUGGCGCUGCGUGGCUGCGUCCCUGGCUCGGUGGCUCCCUGCCCAGUGCCCAGUGCCCCUGCGUCAGCGUCGCCGUCACUGCACUCCGAGUUGCAGCUCCAGCAAGUGACCAUUGCUCUAGAGAUCCACAUGUGGGUUUCAGUGCAUUUUCGUAUCUUUUAGAACUGAACUGUGAAAAACACAAUGGCAACAAUCAUAUCUGGAGCAAGGAGCCUUCACUCACUCGCUCUGCGAUCGCGGAUGUUGGGCGAAAUGACUCAGCUCGGUCCUUUUAACCGCAACGUGCAGCGGAGGUGGAGAAAGCCUGUAGAUUCGGCAAGAACACGUCUCGAGGGAAGAACUAUGGAUCAUAGGCUGGACAAGCUAAUGGUUCAGCUGAGGAACUUGAGGCUGGCCUUGGCUUUGCAUGAGGUGAUAUCUCAGCAGAGGAACGGAUAUGCGUCUCUCCAGCUCCUCUCAAGGUGGAGGCAUGAGGUCGGGCUGAACAUUGAGGUCGGUGCUUUCCUCAAGAAAUACCCCCACGUGUUUCAGACCUACGUGCACCCUGUCAAGAGGAACCACUGCUGCAAGAUCACGCAGAAGAUGUCCGACUUGAUCGCAGAGGAAGACGCUGUGGUCAGGGAGAAUGAGGUCGGCGUAGUUCAGCGGCUGAAGAAACUUCUCAUGCUCUCUGUGGAUGGAACUCUGAACAUGCACGCGUUAUGGCUCAUAAGAAGGGAACUUGGGCUUCCGGAUGAUUACAGGUCCUCUAUACUGCCGAACCAUCGACAUGAUUUAAUUCUCGAAUCCCCAGCUACUCUAUCACUUUUCUCUAUGGAUGAAACAUUGGCUGUAGCUAAGGUCGACGAGUGGAGGAAAAGGGAGUACACAGAAAAAUGGCUAGCUGAAUCAGAGACAAAAUAUGCUUUCCCGAUCAACUUCCCAACUGGAUUUAAGGUUCAGAAAGGUUUCAGGGAGAAACUCAAGAACUGGCAGAGGCUUCCCUACACCAAACCUUAUGAGAAGAAUGAUUCGCAUUCGAUCCGCAACGUGGAGCGGCUUGAGAAACGCAUUGUUGGUGUUCUUCAUGAGCUUUUGAGCCUGACGAUCGAAAGAAUGAUGCCACUUGAGAGACUGUCACACUUCAGAAGAUUGUACACCAUGGAGGUAAACCUGCUAGAAUUUUUUCUCAAGUAUCCAGGCAUUUUCUACAUCUCGACGAAAGGAAGCACACAGACAGUUAUCCUAAGGGAGAGUUACAGUAAAGGAUAUCUGAUUGAGCCUAACCCUGUGUACAUUGUGCGGAGGAAGAUGCUGGACUUGGUAUUAUCUGGAUCUCGUAACGUUGGUGAAUGCCAACAGGAUAGUGCAACUUGGUCAGCUGAGGAGCAUGGUCUGGGAAGCAGUCAUGGGUGCCAGGAUAACAUAUGCCAGGUGGAUUCUGCAAUUCCAUACUGGAACAUGGAGUUAGAAGUGACGCAUGGAAAGAACCAAUUAACUCAACCGUGAUCUUGCUGUAAUCUCUACAUAUAAAAAUACCUACUGAUAUCGUCUGCCUAGGGUGAAGCGAUGCCUAGCUGCGGCAUUGGUAAUCUGUCAAGCAGUGACCAAAACAAGCAGCAAUCCCCGCCGUCGUGAAACGCCGCCGGGUGCCAUGUCGAUUUAGGCUAUCCAGCUUGCUGCCUUGCUCACCUGCUUUCCUGAGUAUCUGUGUUCAUCAAUUGCGAAUUAUCCUUCCUUCGAUUCCGACCUCCUCGGGUGGCUCCUGCCGUCCUGCGUGCAUUCCCAUUUUCAAACCAGCAUGUUCAGCACUGCUUGGCGUGGGGGUUUGCCGCUAGUGGGGGUCCAAGAGGCGCCAUUCCUG